Leptinotarsa decemlineata (Colorado potato beetle) is the source of this 1278-nucleotide messenger RNA. RefSeq names its product glutamine synthetase. Gene Ontology annotation, cellular component: cytoplasm. Gene Ontology annotation, molecular function: glutamine synthetase activity. Lineage: Eukaryota; Metazoa; Arthropoda; Insecta; Coleoptera; Chrysomelidae. The record is from RefSeq and is a predicted model, not a curated record.
UGUGGAGUAAUUCUAUGACAUUUUCAACUUGUCAUGAGCUAAUCAAAAUUGACUUUCUUUACAAAAACGAUGAUGGUUUGCACCAGAAUCAUAAAAUUGAGAAAAAUCAACCAUAAAGUUUUGUUUCGAUAUUUUCAUGAAACUCCUAGGUUACUUGGAGUUCUAAAAAAUUCCCCUAAUGCACAACUAGAUAAAAGUAUUUAUAACAGGUACAUGUGCCUCCCUAUUCCUGAGUUGAAAGUUCAUGGUACUUAUAUAUGGAUAGACGGAACAGGUGAAAACUUGCGCUCCAAAUCCCGAACUCUUGAAUUCAACCCAAGCACUUACAAAGAAAUUCCGAAUGGGACCUUCGAUGGGAGUAAUACACUGCAAGCUCCUGUUCAAAAUCCUGACUGUUACCUGAUUCCUAUAGCUAUGUACCACGAUCCAAUUCGAAGAGGAACAAGUAAAUUGGUGCUUUGUGAAACCUUUGAUGCCAACGAAAAACCAAGUAAAAGUAACCAUAGACAGGCAUGCGUGGCAUCAUUGAAUAGAAUUUGUGACCAGCAGGUGGAAAUUGGCUUCAAACAGGAGUACUUUUUCACAGGAAAGAGCGGAAAACCUUUUGGAUGGUCAACUGAGGGGGAUCCAGAACCAUCAGAUUUUCAGUAUGCAGGAGUUGGAGCAUUUAAAGUUUAUGGACGGGAAAUUGCAGAAUCAUUCUAUCGUUGCUGUCUUUAUUGCGGAAUAGACAUUGCUGGAGACAAACCUGAAAGAUUCCUGAGCCAGUGGGAGUUCAGAACUGGACCAUCUUCUUGUAUAAAGGCAGCUGAUGACUUGUGGAUGGCAAGAUGGUUGCUUACAAGAAUUGCAGAGGAUUUCGGAGUUGGCGUGUCUUUUCAGCCAUCAUUUUCACCAAAGUGGCAUGGCUCAGGUCUACAUGUAACUUUCUCUUCUAAGAGAAUGAGAGAAGAGAAUGGAUUAAGGCAUAUCGAAGAAGCUAUCAAAAAAUUAGAAAAACGUCAUGACGACCAUAUGGCAGUAUAUGAUCCUAAGGGAGGAGCAGACAAUAUUAAAAGGCUUACGGGUCAGUUUAACAGCUCGUUGGCUAAUAAAUUCACUUUCAAAGUAGCAGAUCGAACGGCAUCAGUAAGAAUCACAAAGACUGUGAAUGCAAAAAAGAAAGGAUUUUUUGAAGAUCGCAGGCCUGCAGCUAAUGCUGAUCCUUAUCAGGUCAUUAAUGCUUUAGUAAAAACAUGUAUAAUAGAAUGAAAAUAAAUAUUUCAUAAUUUUUCAUGA